CAAGGGACCCGAGGGAACAUAGGGAGUCAGAGAGGAGCAGGAACAGCAGACCUGAAGGACAAGGUGACAAGACAUGGAGCCAGGGCUGUGUUGUAGAGCUUACCUACUGGCUGGCAGGCUCUGGACCGCCAUCAGCAAGGCGCUGUUUGCUGAGUUCCUGGCCACAGGGCUAUACGUGUUCUUUGGGGUGGGCUCUGUCCUACCCUGGCCUGUGGCUCUUCCUUCUGUACUGCAGAUUGCCAUCACCUUCAACCUGGCCACAGCCACAGCUGUGCAGAUCUCCUGGAAGACCAGUGGGGCCCACGCCAACCCUGCUGUGACACUGGCCUAUCUCGUGGGAUCCCAUAUCUCUCUGCCUCGGGCUAUGGCCUAUAUAGCCGCCCAGUUGGCAGGGGCCACCGUGGGGGCCGCUCUUCUUUACGGGGUAACUCCAGGAGGUGUCCGAGAAACCCUUGGAGUCAACGUGGUCCACAACAGCACUUCAACCGGCCAGGCCGUGGCCGUGGAGUUAAUCCUGACGCUGCAGCUGGUGCUCUGUGUGUUUGCCUCCACGGACAGUCGGCAGACCCUGGGCUCCCCAGCUGCCAUGAUUGGGACCUCCGUGGCUCUGGGUCACCUCAUUGGGAUUUACUUCACCGGCUGCUCCAUGAACCCAGCUCGCUCCUUCGGUCCUGCCGUCAUUGUUGGGAAGUUCGCAGUCCACUGGAUCUUCUGGGUGGGACCCCUCACAGGCGCUGUCCUGGCUUCGCUGAUCUACAACUUUAUCCUGUUCCCCGACACCAAGACUGUAGCCCAGCGCCUGGCCAUCCUUGUGGGCAGCACAAAGGUGGAGAAGGUGGUAGACGUGAAACCCCAGAAGGAAUCCCAAGUGAACUCAGAGGACACAGAAGUGAGCGUGUGACCCUGCACAGUCCCCGGCCCCCACACUUCCAGGGCAGCCUGCAGGUAUGGUUUGGGGAUCCAUCAGACUGGGGUUUCCUGAAGUAAGAAAUCAAUCUCCCAGAAAGACUUCAUUCUUACUUCCCAGAUGCUCAGGAAGGUCCCUACCCUGGGACAAGCUCACACAGAGGAGCCUUCCCCUGGAUUCGCAAAGUUAGGGAGAUCUGGACCAGAUGGUCUACCCUGGGCCCCUCAGUAUAGACACAGGAAACCUCUACUUGCUACAUUCAUUCUAUAACCUGGGCCAGAAGCCUCUCCAGACUGGCUGUCAGCAUCACAGGCCCCAAAGAAGCUGUUAAAUAAGUCCUUUUAAAUGAGACCACAGAGUGACCCAGAAAAUCGAGAUUAGAGGUUUAGUGCCUCUAAAAGACCCUGGGAGUUGAAUUGAUUUUGUUAGAUGUUAAAGGCUACUGUACAUCUACUCUGCCUCUAAUAGCAGGCUGUGGGGUGGCGGGGACCCUGUCUGGAU
This is a messenger RNA of Phodopus roborovskii (desert hamster), 1408 nucleotides long. RefSeq names its product aquaporin 6 (gene Aqp6). The record is from RefSeq and is a predicted model, not a curated record. Bases 74 to 901 code for a protein of 275 amino acids. The transcript is spliced from 5 exons. Gene Ontology annotation, cellular component: apical plasma membrane; plasma membrane. Gene Ontology annotation, biological process: transmembrane transport. Lineage: Eukaryota; Metazoa; Chordata; Mammalia; Rodentia; Cricetidae. Gene Ontology annotation, molecular function: water channel activity; nitrate transmembrane transporter activity.